AUGGCGUCUUCCGUCUUUUUCAAGUUCAAGUCGCAAAAGGAACCGACGCGAGUCGAGUUCGACGGCACUGGUAUUUCUGUGUUCGAGCUGAAGCGCGAUAUCAUCUUGAAGAGCGGACUCGGCGACGGUACCGACUUUGAUUUGGCCAUUUACUCCGAAGAUGGAAGUGAAGAAUAUGAUGAUGACACGACAAUCAUUCCCCGAUCAACGACCGUUGUCGCCCGCCGACUACCGGCUGCGAAGCCCGGCGCUGGCCGUGGCGCGAGAUACGUCUCUGGCAAGAUGCCCGUCGCCGCAAAGAACUCGUCUCGCAAGGAACAGACGACCAAGACGGCGACUGCCAAGGCGGCCUCGAAUGCCAUCAGCCAGAUGAACAAUGCCAUGACUGAGGAGGAGAAAAUGGCGGCCAUGUUCCAGGCUCAGACCGAGUCUUGGUCUGCUCAGCAGGAGGAAAUGUCACAUCAAACACCGGUCUUCAAGCCUGGAUCUAAGAAGCCAGCGAAUGUGCCCGACCAUGACCCUCCCAACGGAUACAUCUGCUAUCGCUGCGGAGAGAAGGGGCACUGGAUUCAGCUGUGCCCCACAAACGAUGAUCCAGAGUUCGACAACCGUCCGCGUGUAAAGCGGACUACUGGUAUCCCGCGGUCGUUCCUGCGCACAGUCGACAAGUCUGUCGCCUUGGCCCAGAGCGGCGACGACGAGUCCAAGAGGCCAUCAGGCAUCAUGGUCAACGCAGAGGGAGAAUUCGUUAUCGCUGAGCCUGACAAGGCGUCGUGGGAACAAUUCCAAGCCAAGGCGAAGUCUUCAGCCUCCGCUGCCAAGGCAAUUGCUAUGGGAGACAAGGAGCUGCAGGAGAAGGGAUUGGAAUGCCCCAUCGACAAGAAGAUGUUCAUAGACCCAAUGAAGACCCCGUGCUGCCAGAAGACGUAUUGUAAUGAUUGCAUUACGAAUGCUCUCAUCGAAUCGGACUUCGUCUGCCCCAACUGUUCUAACGAGGGCGUUCUAAUCGACGACCUGAAAGCUGAUGAGGAGGCUGCCGACAAGAUCAAGGACUUCCUCAAGGAGAAGAUCGAGGUCAAGAGCCCGACCGCAACCGCUGCCUCGCCGGUCCAACCCGCUUCGCCGAAGGAGGGCGCGAAAGAGAAUGCGGAGGAGGCGAAACCAGAAACCGCAGACGGAACCGCAGAGUCACCCACGCCAAAGAAGUCACCCUCCACCGCUCCCGCUACCGCCGCAGGCCCGGUCGACGGAACACCCAAGUCACCAUCAGCAACACCCGCAACUGCUCCAGCCAAGCCAGCAGCCGAGCGCGCCGGGUCUGAGGAGUCAACCAAUUCCAAGAAACGUCCCGCCGACGAAUUGAUGGAGAACCCCAAGAUUCCGAAAGCACCCAAGGCGAUGCAGAAGCAGCAAGAACAACAAGCAAUGAUGAACGGCAUGAACGGCAUGGGCAACAUGAACAUGAACCCGAUGAUGGGCUUCAACAACAUGAACAUGAUGAACGGUUUCAUGGGCAUGCCCAACAUGCCUAACAUGCCGAACAUGGGCAACAUGAACAUGGGUAUGCCGAUGAUGGGCAUGAUGAACCCCAUGAUGGGUAUGCCCGGAUUCAACCCCAUGAACGGCGGCUUCGACAUGGGCAACAACAACAUGUACGGAGGUAACUUCGGCGGCAACAUGAACGGCAUGAACGGCAUGAAUGGCAUGAAUGGCAUGAAUGGUAUGAAUGGUGGAAUAAACGGUGGAAUGAAUGGCGGUGGCAUGAACGGAAUGAACGGUGGCGGAAUGGGAGGCGCCUUCAAUCAACAGCAACGCCACAACUUCACUCAGCCCAGCAAUGACGAAGACGCGUACUUUAGGAGGCCCGUCAACCCUCACCGUCAUCAGAACCGCCAACGACGCGUGCGACCCAGCGACUACCGGGAGCUUUGA
Molecule: messenger RNA, 1932 nt
Organism: Colletotrichum karsti
Lineage: Eukaryota; Fungi; Ascomycota; Sordariomycetes; Glomerellales; Glomerellaceae
Product: retinoblastoma-binding protein
Exons: 3
Coding region: 1-1932 (643 amino acids)
Biological process (GO): protein ubiquitination; ubiquitin-dependent protein catabolic process; mRNA processing
Cellular component (GO): nucleus
Molecular function (GO): ubiquitin protein ligase activity; zinc ion binding; nucleic acid binding
Source: RefSeq, a predicted model, not a curated record